AUGACUAAAGCUAACGAGUCAGUACCCGCACUGGUUAAGGUGGCGAUGAUGGUGGGGGCGGUGGCAGGGACCUCUCUUGCCGUGUACAACAACCGAGAUCGGAUCCUUGAAACGGCAGAACAGCUCUUGGAGCUCGGGGCUCAGUACUGUCGGGAGAAGUUGGAAGAGUCACGCCAACAGCGGAUGGCGGCAGUCCCCAUGGAGGUCUCUGACGAGUUCCAUGCCGCCGACGAAAAGGACGUCAAGGCGCGUACGCUGGCGACGGACUACGACGACGACUUUGACGAGCCGUCGACUCCUGAUCCUCUGGACGCGGAGAUCUACGACGACGCGUUGGACUUGGACUAG
Molecule: messenger RNA, 348 nt
Organism: Diutina rugosa
Lineage: Eukaryota; Fungi; Ascomycota; Pichiomycetes; Serinales; Debaryomycetaceae
Exons: 1
Coding region: 1-348 (115 amino acids)
Source: RefSeq, a predicted model, not a curated record